AUGGCUGUUGCAGAGUCUGUGUUCACAUCCACUAACCUCACCUUCGGCAACCAAAGCAGCUGCAACGUGCACAACCACCACUUCUCUACCAAAGUCACCUUCUCCCUCUUCUACAUCGCCCUGCUGGUGUUUGGUGCCUGUGGGAAUAUCCUGGCCCUCUGCAUCACCUUCCAGCGCCGGAAGAAGAAAUUCAACUCCACCGACCUCUACCUGGUGAACCUGGCCCUCUCUGAUGCCCUCUUCACCCUGGCACUGCCAGGCAGGAUCGCCUACUACAUCCUGGAGUCUGACUGGCCCUUUGGGGACUGGUUCUGCCGGGUCACAGCUUUCAUUUUCUACAUGAACACCUAUGUGGGCAUCUACUUCAUGACCUGUGUGAGUGUGGACCGCUACAUUGCCGUGGUGCGCACCAGGCACCCCGGCAGGAUUCAGAAGAUGAGCCGUGCCAGGGGCAUCUGUGUCCUCAUCUGGUCCUUGGUGUUCCUGCAGACGGCGCCGCUGCUUCUGCGACCUAUGACGCGGAGGAUGGGGCACAAGCUGACAUGCAUGGAAUACUUCAACUUUGAGGAGAUUCCCAAGCUACCGUACCUGCUCCUGGUGGCCUGUGUGCUUGGCUUCUUCCUGCCUGUGGGCAUCAUCAUGGUGUGCUACGUGAGGAUCAACCUCAAGCUCUGCCAGACAGCUAAGGAGAACCCGCUGACAGUGAAGAACGGACACCACCACCGUGCCUUCACCAUCAUCCUGGUGGUGCUGCUGGCUGUCCUGCUCUGCUUCAGUCCCUACCACAUUAACAUCGUCCAGUUCAUGGUCAGGAAGAUCCUCUACCAGCCAUCCUGCCGCGAGCAGCAAGCCUUCAAGAUGUCCCUGCAAGUCACGGUGGCAUUCAUGAACCUCAACUGCUGCAUCGACCCCAUCAUCUACUUCUUUGCUUUCCGGGGCUACAAGCGGAGGCUGCUCCGCAUCUUCAGGAACAGUGGCUCACUGGCCACCUCCUCCACUGCCAAAACUGCCUCCGAGAGCAACAGCAACAGCCACAGCCAGCCACACUGCUCCAACUCUGUCUAG
Molecule: messenger RNA, 1065 nt
Organism: Acanthisitta chloris (rifleman)
Lineage: Eukaryota; Metazoa; Chordata; Aves; Passeriformes; Acanthisittidae
Product: G-protein coupled receptor 183-like
Exons: 1
Coding region: 1-1065 (354 amino acids)
Biological process (GO): G protein-coupled receptor signaling pathway
Cellular component (GO): membrane
Molecular function (GO): oxysterol binding; G protein-coupled receptor activity
Source: RefSeq, a predicted model, not a curated record